CUUUAAAGGGUUAACAGGAGGAGGCGCAGCAGCGGUCAGCUCGUCUGGGUGGAGUGAAGUUUAGAUAUAAACUACUACAACAAAUUAGCCAAGAGGACUGCAUUAUGGCUGGGGGGAAAAUACCAAGAGAAUAGAAAAACAUCUUCAAAACAGAAUCCCGGUCGCUACAAAGACGUUAUAAACACUGAGCGGAGAUGGGUGAUGUGAGCGAAGAGUCGCUGCUGGAUUAUUUCUACUCCACGGGAGGCAGCUCAGGCAGAGUCAAAAAUGCAGAUUUACUGAAGACAUUUAAGCCCUUUAUUGGCCACAGUGACUUGCAGUUACGUGCUAAAUACAGAGAGGAAUUCAAGCUCAUCAUUGACCGAAUCGCUGUGGUGAAGUCAGAGAAUGGUGAGAAGUAUCUUGUCCUAAAGAAGAAAUACAGACAAAUGCUGCAUGAACGAGACACCAAACAUCACGGGACCGACGCUGAUGGACAGAGCGGUUCGAGCCCGGCCAGAGCUCCGGCGACUGUACAGUGGGACGCGACGGACGCCUCGGCUUCUUCUCAUCCACAACAGGAUGAGCAGACGUCGUGUGGAGGGCCCGACGGCGUUGCAGAGGACCAGCAGACAGGAACAGCCUUCAUGCAGCCCCCUCUACUGCAACUUCCUGUCAUCCAAAUGCAGGGACCCUCGGCACAAAGCAACGGGGACGAUGAGCUGGAUAAAGACUCGGGGUCAAAGUCCGAGUCAGAGCAAGACGAGGAGUCUAUGGGCAGUAUGGGCUCCGCUGCCGUCGCUCUGGAUCCUAUAGAGAAAGAGUGGAUCUACUCGGCUGCAGGUGCUCGAGUCCCUGACCUCUCUCAGCUGCUCAGACAGGACCCCUCGCUGGCAAACAAGAAGGACUUCACCUCGGGGGUAAGUUUUCAUCAUUGUGUAAUUAUAACUCUGAACGCCUACUGUAGCCCGUUGGAACUACUUGCAUUGAAACCGAGUGAAUGAAAAAGUAUUUCAGCUCUGCGUUUCUUGAUCUUUCAUCUGUGAUUGCGUCGCUCACAGUGCGAUACUCGCUCUCGGACUCGCUGCGUUUUGCUUGUGUAACUUUCACAAGCUCAUUCUGCCAAGACCUUUCCCUUAAUAGUAUUCUGAGAAUCCUGUGUUAAAACAUCCAGAUCAUGCAUUUCAAAAGGUCCACUAUCAAAAGGAUUAUGAAAGAUAGCUUUUUAGCUCCUGUGCCCCCCUGACAACCCAAAUCCUUUUAUUUGUCUCCCUGUGCGCUUAAGAGAUUUGAGCUCAUGUUUGUUGUCCCUCCCCUGUGUCACAGUUCUCACACUGUCCUGUGGCCAUGUGCAGACCACCUUCUAAGAGUAGCCCUAAGCCUCUGCCAUCCCCACCCGGACAAGAUAGCACGGCCGCCAUUGAAGUGUAGGGAGAUGCUGGGAAGGGGGGGGGGAUUAAGGAGAGUCUUAAUGCCCCCCAAAGACUUCACCCACUUAAAGAUAAUCUGAAAGUAAUAGAGCAGGCUGGGAUUAAUUGUAGAACAAUGCUGGUUGUGUCUCUGGGAAGGUGCUAAAUCCCCCUCAGGCUUCUUUGAUGUUCCCUUUAACCCUCAGCCUUUCCCCGUUCCGCAAAAGGUGGACGCAUUUCCAAAGAUAACGUACAGAGAUACAGAGAAUCACAAGACUCCUGAGAACCAGUCCUUUAAAACCAGGAGGUAUCAUAUUUGAUCUGCAUAUGUCACAUCCUCACUGUGCUCAACAGAAGUUAAGUGUACCAAAUACCAGGCUCUAGUUCACGUGUUUGACCAGGACUGAAGGGAUUACUCUUCAUCCUGGGAGGACUUAAGUGUUUCCUGUUCUGACCAAAUGUUUAUUUGUUUUAUAGAUAUGCGCUUCAAACGGCCGCUUUAAAACGUGAAGUUGCUUGAAAAGUGAAGACAGUUCGGGACACCUAGAUCUCACCUCACGUAAACACCUCUCACUCCAAAGUCUCACGCUUUUUUUUUUUUCUUCUUCUCUUCCUGCUUCUCGUCGGGACGUGGGCCUCCAUUCCUGCUGUGACUUUCGGACUUCCUCUGCCACACAGUUUACCGCUCUGCACUGGGCUGCUAAACAUGGCAACAAGGACAUGGCCUCUCUGGUGGCUAAUGCAGGCGCUGAUGUCAACACCAAAUCACAUGGGGGAUACACACCUUUACACAUUGCAGCGUUACAUGGUCAUCGGCAUAUUCUAGACCUGCUCAUAGUGACAUAUGGGGCCAAAGAAAAUUUAAGGGACUACAGCGGCCAUCUUGCCUGCCAUUAUCUGAACAUCAAAGAACCAGAGGGUCCAGAGGAAGACUGCGAGCUGCAUUUUCAAGUCACUCAGGCCAGAGAGCGGAACAGGAAUAGGAAGUUGGUAUCGCUGUUUCACUCCAAGAAGAAGUGGGGCUCAGCAGAGGAGCUGGCUCCGAUAGAGGAGGAGAGGACGGCCUCACAUCAGCUCAUCCUUCCUGCAUUCAGACCCAGAAAAUUCUCCCGCUGAGAAAAAAACAGACACAGGGAACGAUUUCUGCUCUCCUACACUCACACAUCCACUUAAUCCUUACAUGCAUAUAUACAGUAGUUACACACAUGAUGUAAACCUACAUGUAUGGAAGCGUUAAUGUGCAUACUUGUUAUGUACACAAACAUCGACACCGCUUACAGACACAAUCCCCCCCCCCCGCGCCUGUUUGCUGAUGCACCCACACAGCUCAUCCCAGUACUGAACACAGAUGCUUUAACAGGGACUAGGAGGUGUUGCAGAUGCUUAUAUGUGUAUUAUCAAUAUUUAUACUGACCAUAAAGUAUUUCUUGAAGCAUUUCAAUUUUUAAAUGAAUGUUGCUAUAUGUCACUAAUGCCUUAAUAAGCUUGGGUCACAUGGAUCCUUUAAGCUUGUCAUCGCCUUUUGAGUUAAAGUGAGCAACAACUGGACUCCAAAAGUGUCCAGAUUCACUUUCAGAGUCUCAGUGUAAAAAAUACGGUUUGAGAGAUUCUGCUUUAAAAGAACCAGACUUAACCUU
Messenger RNA from Sander lucioperca (pikeperch), 3025 nucleotides. RefSeq names its product ankyrin repeat domain-containing protein SOWAHA. The record is from RefSeq and is a predicted model, not a curated record. The transcript is spliced from 14 exons. Lineage: Eukaryota; Metazoa; Chordata; Actinopteri; Perciformes; Percidae. Bases 195 to 983 code for a protein of 262 amino acids.